This is a messenger RNA of Colletotrichum costaricense, 363 nucleotides long. RefSeq lists its product as uncharacterized. Bases 1 to 363 code for a protein of 120 amino acids. Lineage: Eukaryota; Fungi; Ascomycota; Sordariomycetes; Glomerellales; Glomerellaceae. The record is from RefSeq and is a predicted model, not a curated record. The transcript has a single exon.
AUGUUCCUUGCUGGAGGAUCCCGGGAACCUGCACUAGAGCCAGAACCAUUCUCGAACCUCUCUUUUCGCGACAACUCCAAUCGAGGCCGUCAAACCUACACUGCGAGUACCCACGCAACAGCGCCGCAGCAGUUCAUGGGUGCGGAUAGUGCCUCUACCUCUGCCGCACUACCGUCUGCCCUGACAGACGCCCCGCUCUCUCGAGAUGGUCCCUUCAAAAGAACCAAAAGACCUCAAAGUCACAGGUUCCGAGCGGAGACCGAGGCCGAGAAGCACUCAACAAUCUUCUACAUAUUACCAUUACCCAUGGUUCAAGGUGCGGAAGUGCCCCACCAGAUCUUCGGCUACUUUGGGCCCCGAUGA